AUGGCAGACGCAGCCGUCGAAAAGAAUGACGUCGUCCCCGAAGAGGUCUCUUCCACUGAGGCGAAAGAGUCACCAGUUAAGAAAUCUCCCGCGAAAAAGGCAGCUGAAGUACCGGAGAGCAAUGGUAAUGGCAAGGAAGAAAAUGGCAGUAGCGAAGCACCCGAAGCCGAAGAGGACGCUCUUGCUGAGAACGGCGAGGCCGACGAAAGCAACGAUGCCACCGAAAAUGGUGACGCUACAGAAAAGAAAGAGACUGCAGUGAAGAGGAAAUCUGUGUCUGCAGAUAAUGGUGAAACAGAGAAGAUCACACCUGAAAAGAAAGCGAAAGUAGCAGAGGAGGCGCCCCCCGCCGAAGAGGAGGCGACCGCCUAA
Molecule: messenger RNA, 372 nt
Organism: Arctia plantaginis
Lineage: Eukaryota; Metazoa; Arthropoda; Insecta; Lepidoptera; Erebidae
Source: the annotation of a GenBank genome assembly